Syngnathus typhle (broad-nosed pipefish) is the source of this 2262-nucleotide messenger RNA. RefSeq names its product progranulin-like. NCBI's taxonomy places the organism in Eukaryota, Metazoa, Chordata, Actinopteri, Syngnathiformes, Syngnathidae. Gene Ontology annotation, cellular component: extracellular region. The record is from RefSeq and is a predicted model, not a curated record. The coding region runs from base 167 to 751 and encodes 194 amino acids. The transcript is spliced from 5 exons.
UUGUAGGCGGAGGCAGUGUGCAAUCUCUUAAGUCACAUGAUGUAGUGGGUGUGAUGUGAACGGUACUUGCAAUGAAAGAGAAGUGAAAUUUAAUUUGACAAAGAGAAGAGUGCUGACUUAGAUUCAGGAAGUUCUCUGGAACCUUUGUAAUUGUCAUUUACUCCAGAUGUUGAGGCUCACUGUGUGCCUGGCAUUCGGGGCCUUUGUGUCCUGUAACAUCACGUGCCCUGACAAAAGCGUCUGUUCCGAUCACACAACCUGCUGCCAGACUGAGCAUGGGUACAGCUGCUGUGGAUACCCCAAUGCUGUGUGCUGCCCAGACUUGUCCCAUUGUUGCCCUCGAGGAUUCCGCUGUGACUUGGCCUUCCAGCAGUGUGAGAAAGUCACUGAGUCGUGGAUGGACUCUUCAUUUCUGCUUAAAAAAGCUGCUGCGGAACCUUCCGUCACUCCACUUCAACCAAUGUUAUACACAAGUAACAAUGAAAAGACACGUGUACCAGCUGUAGUAGAUACCAGUGGUAGGGGUGAGUUUGGAGUCAUUCGCUGCAGUUUGAAGUUUUUCUGCCCACAAGGCACAUCAUGCUGCAAAGGACUGUCAGCAGAGUCCUGGAAUUGCUGUCCCUACCCACUGGGCCAGUGUUGUGCGGAUGGUCAGCACUGCUGUGAAUAUGGAAGCACAUGCAACAUCCACCCCUUAUCAUGUAGCCCAUCUGCAGCAUGGACCCAGGAAAAUGCUGAAAAUGGCCAUUGACAUCUUGUUUAGAUUUUAUUGCGUGGUCAUUGUACUCUACUGUACAUCAAUUGUGAUAUAAUUAAGCCCACGGUUUAUGACAAUACUCAUGUACGAUAUACAUAUAUUUUUUUUUUACUGAUCUAAAAGUGUUUGUAACAUAUUUUUCUGGAGCACGAUGCAACAAUUCUGUGUACUAGUAGCCGUACAAUAUUUCCCCGGUCGUAAUCCGAGAACUACCCCAAUUCUUACUUUUAUUUUGGAGGAAUGAACGGAAAUUAUACGUCACUUCCGACAAAUAGCUUUCUGUGAUUGACGCAAUGGUGUCGCAAAAACAGCUUCAAAAAGAUUAGAAUAUUCGUUUAUAAUUCACAUUUGGUUUUAUUGUAUGUAGAAUUUAACAAAUGGGAAAAUGAUAAAUGUGCAGUACUGUAUUUUUACUUUUCCAAUUUUAUGUAGAGACUGUUAAUUAAGCAUUUAAUGAAUUAAGAAAUAAUGUACUUUGAGUGUUUAACAGCGGCUGGUUAUGGAUUUGGUAAUUGGCCCUGACUUGAUUAAUGUAAUAAGCAUAAAGUGGUGGCGACGUUGGUUGUAACGAGUUCCGCUUAUUAAAAAAAAAAAAAAAAAAGUCAACUACAAACUCAGAAAAUGUAUCCAGUUUUCGUCUCAUCCUGUGGAGUAGUGGUCAGUCCGUGGCCGGUGUUGUUCAAACGUUCUCGUUGUGACUCCUCAUCCGGUCGAAAACUUUCCAAUUGUCACAUCGGAAAUUGAUGUCAUCACUAAUAAAGGGAAAUGUACUUUCGGCAGUUUGCAAACACAUUUGAUUAAGGCUCCGUUAGACACAUAUAACCAUAUCAAUAUAAUUUCUAGUAGUAGUGUGGUUGCUUAAUAAGUGUAAAGGAAUGUGCAGGCUACAUGAAUUUGUUUUCUUCAAAGUAUUGUGGAACAGGAGGUCCGGAAAGGGAGCAUAUCUCAAGGCCGAUGGGAACGCGAAAAACAACUCGUCUUUGUGGUCCAGACACCUGUGCUGAGCAGGGGAAAACCCAAACGAGGAGGAGAUGACCACAGACCAUCGACCAAUCACCACACAAUCUUUUGCAUGUUUGAAUAUUCAUAUUGUGUUUCUUUAAAACUGGGCAACCCGGAAGAAUGUGUCGUCUUUUCUGGUCACGAAGGCACACGAGUUUUUGUGUUAAGGACCCAAGACCCAGGCGCCUCAAUUAGCUUGCUUUGUCAGGAUUAAACAAUUGGUAAAUUCGGUCUGAUUGAUCUACUGGUCUUCUCUUUGACAGAACGAACUCGCAAAAUUGUUAGGUGCGCCAGUGUGUGGAUUGGAACAUAGCAAUUUUUGUGUUAAGUGUUGAUCACAAUUUGGAGUCAGAUCAAUAGCUAAAAUCCGUAUCCUAACACUUUGUUAAUUCCAUUCCCCUCAUUUGGCAAGUUUGGAGAUGUAAUUGCUUGAAGGGUUGCACAAUGGUGGUGUGUUCUCACUGCUAAUAAAUAAAUCACUGAAUGGAAGGCUGGGAAAUAAA